Messenger RNA from Arabidopsis thaliana (thale cress), 1193 nucleotides. RefSeq names its product Oligosaccharyltransferase complex/magnesium transporter family protein. The record is from RefSeq and is marked reviewed. Lineage: Eukaryota; Viridiplantae; Streptophyta; Magnoliopsida; Brassicales; Brassicaceae. Gene Ontology annotation, cellular component: endoplasmic reticulum membrane. The transcript has a single exon. Bases 162 to 1193 code for a protein of 343 amino acids.
CCCUUCUUUAAAACUAAACCCUCUAACUCAUCAAGAAGGUUCAAUCAAACCUAUAAACACCUAGAAUUUUGAACAGUUCUUCACUUCUCCAGUAUUUCCCGGCAAUUCCAGAUCUCUCUAUCUCCUUUCUUCUUCAAAUCCAAUCAGAGAGUGAUCUAAAAAUGGUGAUUCAAACGAAUCUCUCAUAUCGUUUCUUCAUCUUAAUUGUGUUUUUAUUUACCCUAGCGAAUCCAAAAUCAGAUUCAGAUCUCAAAAACGAACUAGUCUCCCUCCGAUCAACCGCCGAAUCAGGCGUGAUCUCCUUCAACAACGACGACGUUUCCAAAUUCAUAACCUCCGUAUCCACUCCUAGACCUUACUCACUCAUCAUCUUCUUCGACGCCGUUCAUCUCCACGGCAAUAGCCAGCUACGUCUUCCAGAGUUCCGCCGCGAAUUCAGACUCGUCUCCGCCACUUUCAUCACCAACAACAACAAUGAAUCUAACGGCACAAAGCUCUUCUUCUGCGAGAUCGAAUCAACUCACUCCGAGGCUUCUUUCCGCCGCUUCGCCGUCGAGUCACUACCACACAUUUCCCUCGUUAGCCCCACGACAGAGAAUUUAACAGAAUCAGAUCAAAUGGACGGUGGAGAUUUCACUGGAUUAGCCGAAUCAAUGGCAGAGUUCGUCGAACGUCAAACAAAACUCACCGUUUGUUCAAUCCAACGACCACCACUCAUAUCAAAGACACAAAUCGGAAUCAUCGUUGCUAUAAUCAUAAUCUCGACUCCGAUUCUCAUCAAGAAGAUUCUAAAAGGAGAAACACUUCUCCAUGACCAUAGAAUCUGGUUAGUUGGCGCGGUUUUCGUCUACUUCUUCAGCGUCUCGGGGACAAUGCAUAACAUCAUUAGAGAAAUGCCAAUGUAUAUCAAAGAUUAUGAAGAUUCAAGUAAGUUUGUUUUCUUUAUAGAAGAAUCAGAGAUGCAGCUUGGAGCAGAAGGUUUCUUUGUAGGGUUUUUGUAUACUGUUGUUGGAUUGCUUUUGGCGUUUGUUACUAAUGUAGUUGUACGAGUCAAGAAACUCGAUGAGCAAAGGAUGGCUAUGCUUUUGGCUCUGUCUAUAUCGUUUUGGGCUGUGAGGAAAGUUGUUUACUUGGAUAAUUGGAAGACUGGUUAUGAAAUUUACCCAUAUUGGCCAUCGAGUUGGCGGGGAUGA